ACCGAAAUCAUAUAAAACUUGUUAGAAUUAUUUUCAUCAAAAUGCCAAAAAGUACUAUAGAAUUCGCAAAAUCUGGUGACAACAGGGAUAAGAGCAGUAGUCGCAGUUCCACCAGGGCACCACUCCAUUUCGCUGUCCACAAGCCUGGCUGCCACUUCGAGAGCUGCUGUGGCAUUUGUAAUUUAUUCCCUGGUGUUCUUAUGAUUGCCUUCUGUCAAAUCUUAGUUGGAUCUAUUCUCCUGACUCUAAUUUUGACUCACGGAAAGCAGUAUGACGAUAUGCAUCAGACCACAAAUUCUCAAUUUAUGAGCGUGGCCACCGGCGCUGUGCUGAGCGGCGUCACCGGCGCUGGGAUAUUGCUGCUCAUUGUAGCUCUCACUGAAAACUGUCGUGCUAUGCUGGUGUACUUGUUGGUGGCUACCCUCGUCUGGAUUGGAGUAUUUUCUCUGGCCGUCACAAAAAUUGGACGUGCUUGCGUUCGAUUUAAAGACGCUUCCAAAAUUAAGGACGACCAGCAUCGCUUAGCUAACUUGGCAUGUGUCAGCGGAUUAUUCACUUUCUUAGGAGCAGGUGUGUAUUUCUUUUCGUUCCUGGUAGUAUUCAGUUUCUACCACUACCGUUACGUGAGGCGCGCCAUCUUGCUUCACGAGGCCGAGUGCGAGUGAUAUUAUAAUACAUUUCUUGUUCAAUUA
Molecule: messenger RNA, 692 nt
Organism: Achroia grisella
Lineage: Eukaryota; Metazoa; Arthropoda; Insecta; Lepidoptera; Pyralidae
Exons: 5
Coding region: 42-665 (207 amino acids)
Source: RefSeq, a predicted model, not a curated record